Metarhizium album ARSEF 1941 is the source of this 1116-nucleotide messenger RNA. RefSeq names its product psi protein. Gene Ontology annotation, biological process: translational initiation. Lineage: Eukaryota; Fungi; Ascomycota; Sordariomycetes; Hypocreales; Clavicipitaceae. The transcript is spliced from 3 exons. Gene Ontology annotation, molecular function: protein-folding chaperone binding. The record is from RefSeq and is a predicted model, not a curated record. Bases 1 to 1116 code for a protein of 371 amino acids. Gene Ontology annotation, cellular component: cytosol.
AUGGUCAAGGAAACGAAGCUCUACGAUACUCUUGCAGUCAAGCCAGGGGCUACUCAAGACGAAAUAAAGAAAGCUUACAGAAAGGCGGCGUUGAAAUGGCACCCCGACAAAAAUACUGGUAGCCCCGAUGCGGCGGAAAAGUUCAAGGAGUGCUCACAAGCUUAUGAGAUUCUCUCUGACCCCGAGAAGCGAAAAGUCUACGACAAAUAUGGCCUCGAAUUCCUGCUGAGAGGAGGAGGCGCCCCCCCACCCGAAGGUGCUGGGGGGUUCCCUGGCGGCAUGCCUGGUGGAGGCUUUGGGGGAUUCGACUUUGGAAGCGGAGGCAUGCCUGGUGGAGGGGGCACCCGAACAUUCCACUUCAGCACGAGCAGCGGCCCCGGCGGUGGAUUCAGCUUCAAUAACCCAGAGGACAUAUUUGCUGAAUUCAUGCGCCAACAGGGCGGAGGGAUGGGCGAUGAACAUGUCCCUGAUAUGUUCUCUUCCUUCGGCGGUGCCGGCGGUACCGGCGGCGGCAGUCGGUCUGGCCGCACAAGAAUGAGAUCGUCUGGAUUUGCUGAACCAAGACAGCGUGAGCACACACCUGAAAUCUCAACGGUCAACCGACCACUGCCAUUAUCCUUGGAGGAGUUGUAUAAUGGCGUCACCAAGAAGAUGAAGAUCAAGCGCAAGACUUUUGACGAGACGGGCAAGCGGGUCCAGACAGACCAAAUUUUGGAAGUUCCCAUCAAACCAGGUCUGAAGAAGGGUUCCAAAAUUAAGUUUAACGGCGUGGGAGAUCAGGUCGAGGGUGGUCGACAGGAUUUACAUUUUAUUGUGGAGGAGAAGGACCAUGUUCUCUUCAAGCGAGAAGACAAUGACCUCAUACACACUGUGGUUUUGGACCUGAAGGAAGCCCUUACUGGAUGGAAAAGGACAGUCACGACCAUUGAAGGCAAACAAAUCAACCUGGAUAAGGGUGGGCCUACACAACCUGGGAGCGAAGAUCGUUACCCCGGCCUGGGCAUGCCCAUUUCCAAAAACCCCGGUCAGCGGGGUGACUUUGUGAUCAGGUACAAAGUGAACUUCCCGUCAAGCUUGACGGCGGCUCAAAAGCAAAAGUUGCGGGAGAUUUUGUAG